GCUGCUCAGCUGCGCCUUUCCACGCUCCUCGUCGCUUCCAUCGCUCACACCACAUGCGUGCUCUCUUUCACAGAGACACAAGAGCCACGGGUACCGGAUCAGCUUGCAGAGGCCGUAGCAUCCAGCUUGGAGGAGCUGCGCGCAGUGUCAAGACGGACGCUUUCACCACCACCAACGGCGAAAAGAAAAAGGCUUGCAAACAUCAUGGCGGAUGAUGCUGGUCCACGGCCAAUUGCUGCUCGGCAUGCGACUUCCAGCGCAGGGACAGGGACAGGGACAGGGACAGGCGCGGAGCAAGGCUCAUCAUCCUCUUUGGAGCCAUUCUGGAGCUCUGCAUUAUCUCGUGCCAGCCCAUCCAUCACCUCGCUACGCCAUCGAUUACCAACGCUUCCCUCUCCGCCUCUUCGAAUCCAGAGGGUCUCUCAACUAGACGCCGAACUGUUGGAUAGCGAGCUGACAACGAUGUUAUUGGACCCUUUGAUGUCUUCCUUGUCCCUCAUCGCGCCUCGACUACCCGAUUCUUUGGGUCCGGAAAUCAGAGCGACGCUAGAAUUGGCCCUCUGGAGAUUCUCCAUCUUGGGCCAGUCGGCAACGUACGGAGCCAUGCUGCAAAAUCUCAGGUACAGAAACGAGUGGGCGCAUCGAGCUAGAGGAUUGCAAAGCACCGCUAGAGAUGCCCCACUGGCCAUGUGGCAGCUGCUGCUUCAUCCGAUCCUCACCAUCGGUGUGCCGUAUGCCCAUGCCAGACUGGAAAGGGACAUGACUGGAAGGAACUUUUCCGAAAGGUCAAGCGACGAUUGGAGGAGGAAAAUUUGGAACGGCAUGGAUGCGUGGGGUAGGAUUCAUGCUGCUUUGGGUCUCGCAAACUUCGUCAUCUUCCUCGGUGACGGCAAGUACCGGACGCUCACAGACAGGCUGCUGGGCAUGCGACUCGUCUACGCCCAACGAACAAUGUCGAGAGCAAUCUCUUUCGAAUUCUUGAAUCGACAGCUCGUGUGGCACGCUUUCACCGAAUUCCUUCUCUUCAUCUUGCCCCUGCUCAAACCACGUCGGCUGCUCAAAAGGCUCAUGCGGCUGCCCACGCAUCCCUGGAUCCUCCGUUUCUGGCUUCUCGUCCUACCUCGACGCGUCACGUCCUUCUUUGGCUUGACGCAAGAUGCGCAGACGGGCAAGCCCAUCCUGCGUCUUCCUGCCAGCCUGACGCGCAGUGGCAGCAAGUCGGGCAAAGACCAAAGCAAGUUCGCAAGCGUGCCCAGACACGUCUGCGCUAUAUGCUACGAAAGGGAGGAGGGACGGCAGGGCGGGAUCGGUGGAGUGGGGAGGGAUGCGAUCAGAGCUGGGAUACCCAGUUCGGAUCCUUUGGAUCCAAGCGCCAAUACGCUGGCCCCUUCCAGGGCCUCAUCAUCCAAUGCCAGUGCGAGCUCCUCGCAGGUCAGACCUGCCCUACCUCGAUCCAGAUCGUCCAAUAGCACAUCCACCGCAGCGCUUCGAGCAGACGAGCCGACAGUGAGCUCAACAGGUAUCGCUUACUCUACAUGCACAGCACACACGCCUUACGUCGUACCCUGCUGCGGAGCUUCUUACUGCUACAUCUGCAUAGCUUCCGUGCUGCUCUCCGAACAAGCAGGCGAAGAGUUGGAGGAUAGCGCAGAAGAUGCUAUAGGAGCGACGACCGAAGCGCGCUCCUCCUUCUCCUCCUCCCCCCUUACGCCCACCUCUCCUCGUUCGCCCGGCUCAUCCUCAGCUUCGGGAAGCAGAUCACCUUCUUUUAGUCAGAGCGGCGGCGGCGGCGCAUUUGGUGAUUCGCAGGCGCACGCUUGGAGCUGCCUCAGGUGCGGUGAAGGCAUCAGAAGCGCAAGAAGAAGAGACGGACGCGAACCCGUGUGGAGAGAAGCGAAACCUUCCCAUCCGACUCGCAGGAGCUUCUCCAGCUCUGCUGAUGACGACGAUGAGGAAGAGCUCGAUCUGCUCAGAUAGAUCUUGUCAUGAUCUUAUACCUCGUAUACCACCACUACCGCUGCUGCCCUUUCUGGCAAUGCUCAUUUCUCGAUCGCGCUCGAAACGGAUCGAAAUCGACAUGCUGCUCGAGCUCACGACGUCCGUUUUCUGAAAUGC
Ceraceosorus guamensis is the source of this 2115-nucleotide messenger RNA. RefSeq lists its product as hypothetical. The record is from RefSeq and is a predicted model, not a curated record. The transcript has 3 exons. Gene Ontology annotation, biological process: protein import into peroxisome matrix. Lineage: Eukaryota; Fungi; Basidiomycota; Exobasidiomycetes; Ceraceosorales; Ceraceosoraceae. The coding region runs from base 205 to 1977 and encodes 590 amino acids. Gene Ontology annotation, molecular function: zinc ion binding. Gene Ontology annotation, cellular component: peroxisomal membrane.